Messenger RNA from Caretta caretta (loggerhead turtle), 1331 nucleotides. Its product is annotated as retinal homeobox protein Rx1. The record is from RefSeq and is a predicted model, not a curated record. Gene Ontology annotation, biological process: positive regulation of transcription by RNA polymerase II. Gene Ontology annotation, molecular function: DNA-binding transcription factor activity, RNA polymerase II-specific; RNA polymerase II cis-regulatory region sequence-specific DNA binding. Lineage: Eukaryota; Metazoa; Chordata; Testudines; Cheloniidae.
AUGCACCUGGCCUUGCAGGAGGGCCCCAUGAACGUGCUGGAGGCAGGGGCCCUGCAGCAGCAGCAGGUGUUGCUGAAGGGCUGCGGAAGCGGCGCGGGGGGUGCAGGGCGCGUGCACAGCAUCGACGUGAUCCUGGGAUUUAGCAGGGAUCAGGACUCGCUCCUGGGCCCCCUGCAGGUGCCCGGCCUCGCGGCCAGCAAAAGCAGCGCGAGCAGCCUGGGGGAGGCCAGCAGAGCGGAGCAGCUGCCGGUUCCCUGCAGCGCCCAGCCCCUGGGCUCGCACCCGGAGGAGGCGGCUCUGUACGAAGCCAACAUGUUCCUAAAUAAAUGCGAGGGAGAGCUGAGUGAGCUGCGGAAGAACGUGGACAGCGAGGGCACCACGCCAGAGAACACAGAGGAGGAACAGCCCAAGAAGAAACAUCGCAGGAACCGCACAACCUUCACCACCUACCAGCUGCAUGAGCUGGAGAGGGCCUUUGAGAAAUCCCACUACCCAGACGUCUACAGCCGGGAGGAGCUGGCCAUGAAAGUCAAUCUGCCGGAAGUCAGAGUGCAGGUGUGGUUUCAGAACAGACGUGCCAAGUGGAGGAGGCAAGAGAAAAUGGAAGCCAGUUCGAUGAAACUCCACGACACCCCCAUUUUGUCCUUCAACAGGCCCCCAGUGACCGCCAACGUUGGGCCCAUGAGCAACUCCUUGCCUCUGGACCCUUGGCUGACUUCCCCCAUCUCCAGCGCUACCUCAGCCCACAGCAUUCCAGGAUUCAUGGGGCCCACCCAGGCCCUGCAGCCCGCCUACGCCAGCCACUCCUUCCUCAACACUGCGCCUCCCAUGGCUCAGCCCAUGCAGCCCAUGGCACCCACGCCGUACCAGUGCGCCACCCCCUUUGUGGACAAGUACCCUCUGGAAGACGUCGACCAGAGGAGCUCCAGCAUCGCGUCCCUACGGAUGAAAGCCAAGGAGCACAUUCAGACCAUUGAUAAAACCUGGCAGCCUAUUUGAUUAAUGAUGCCCCCUCCUAUCCUCCUGCAACUCUCCCGUCUCCUGCUCCCACCAGGCUGGCUACUCUGCAUCCUGGGUUGCUCAGAAUGGAUCUUGGAUGUUGGUGUUUCCCUAAGGGGACUGCCAGGCCUCCCCAUGCAGCACCCUGUCUGGCUGCUACCAAACGUCCCAAGCCAGAGCUCAGCGCAGCGAGGCAGGGCAGGAAUCCGCCCCACAUACGGCUACAUGUUAGAAGGGUCUCGGGGUUGAACUGAUUGGCAUCAUGAGCAAGGAAGCAGACAUGGACACUAGUGAAUGGGUGGCACGGCCGAGAUCUUGCGUAAAGGAGACGA